AUGGCGUCUUUCUUCAGUUCAUUCUUGAGUGCUGUCUUAGGGCAUCGACUUGCGGAUAUCAACAACAAGCCAACAGCAGCUGGAGCUGCUGUUUACAGUCCUGUAUUCCUCAACAUAGUCUAUGAUCGGCUUGUUCUUGGAUUAUACUGCACUUAUGUCUGGCGUUGUCCCGCAGCAAUCAUCGAACACCUUUAUCAAAAAUUGCUGCAACAGCCAGAAUCUGGACUGGACCCCCGGUCGAACAACAUUAGGAUCCUCGAUAUCGGCGUAGGAACAGGUUACUUCGUAGCCAAUACAGACCCGCUUUCCGAGGAUACGUCUGUCACUUUGUUCGAUCUCAACCCCGCCUGCCUCGAGACAGCUUCUGCGAGAUGCCGCGCAGCACAUCCGGGCGUGGAGGUGCGCACUGUUUGUGGCGAUUUUCUAGCGCCAGCAAGCAGCGAUAUCAGGUCAAACUCCAUACACACACUUUUACCGCCCACGCAAUCUCGUUUCACCCAUAUAUUCACGACCAUGCUUCUGCACUGCCUUCCUGGUCCACCAUCCCGGAAAGCUGCCGCGUUGUGCUCUCUCGCACAACACGUUGAGCCCAAAAAUGGGGUGCUGGCAGGUGUGACAAUUCUGGGAAAGGGUGUGAGACACUCAUUGAUGGGCCGCUUUAUCAUGUUUUGGCACAAUGCUCUGGGUAUGUUCGAUAACGCUCAGGAUGAUGUGAUGGAGAUAAUCAGACCCCUGGAAGAUGUAUUUGUAGAUGUACAAUGGCGUGUGGUGGGAACAAUAUUGUUGUUCGAGGCAAGAGGGCCAAAACUUUAG
This is a messenger RNA of Diaporthe amygdali, 813 nucleotides long. RefSeq names its product methyltransferase domain-containing protein. The coding region runs from base 1 to 813 and encodes 270 amino acids. Lineage: Eukaryota; Fungi; Ascomycota; Sordariomycetes; Diaporthales; Diaporthaceae. The transcript has a single exon. The record is from RefSeq and is a predicted model, not a curated record.